AUGGCAUUGAAGCCCAGUCCUACCACAAUGGUUACCGUCACACCAGCGCAAGGCCGCGCCGGUGUGCUGAUGCGAAAGGCGUUCAAAGGUUGUUCCGAGUGGACGGAAAAGGACGACAUUUUGGAUGUAGUCUACUGGGCACGGCAGAUCAUCGGUGCGCUGUUCGGCCUGUUGUUCGGCAUCAUGCCACUACGUGGAGGCCUGGCUAUUGUGCUGUACGUGGCAAUUUCGACACUCUCUUUGCAUUUCUACGUCACGUCGUUUCAAAAGGUGGACGAAGAUUGGCUAGGCGGCUUCUGGGAGAUCGCCAAAGAAGGAUUCGGCUCGUCGUUCGCCACGUUUCUCGUAUUUUGGAUUGUGUUUUACACAGCUAUGUAUAACUAUUAA
Soboliphyme baturini is the source of this 387-nucleotide messenger RNA. The record is from the annotation of a GenBank genome assembly. NCBI's taxonomy places the organism in Eukaryota, Metazoa, Nematoda, Enoplea, Dioctophymatida, Soboliphymatidae.